Molecule: messenger RNA, 3474 nt
Organism: Puccinia graminis f. sp. tritici CRL 75-36-700-3
Lineage: Eukaryota; Fungi; Basidiomycota; Pucciniomycetes; Pucciniales; Pucciniaceae
Exons: 24
Coding region: 1-3393 (1130 amino acids)
Biological process (GO): oligosaccharide catabolic process; mannose metabolic process
Cellular component (GO): fungal-type vacuole membrane
Molecular function (GO): carbohydrate binding; alpha-mannosidase activity
Source: RefSeq, a predicted model, not a curated record
AUGCCAUCCACGCGGGAUGAGGAUUACCCCUUGAUGGAGAACAUGCCCCGCGCGAAUCGAUUCAGGAACGUCACCUUGGGCCAUUUGAAGAACUUCAUUGGGGGCGAUUACGGCUCUCAAAACUUGUCAUCGGUGCUCUACGAAGCUCGAGAUGGCUCGGAGUCUGCCGUCAAACUCGAGGUCUGGUCGGCCCCUGACUUGUCAAAACCUAGCUUCGCUGAAGCGGUCCGUCAAAAAUAUAAGAAAAUCUCCAAAGGAUUUAAAUUUGGUCCAAGUUGGUCUAACCAUUGGGUGAAGGCGACCUUAACGGUCCCGAAACAGUACCAAGAUCGAGAACGGGUCCUAUUUGAGUUUGAUCCGGGAUGCGAAGCUCUCAUCUUUACGUCUGAAGGCUUGCCACUUCAAGGGAUCACCGGUGGCACGGAUAGUGCCAAAAGGAUCGACUUUAUUAUUCCAAAGCAAAGCCGAGCGUUUCCCUUCCAAAUUUACAUUGAAGUUUCUGCCAAUGCAUUGUUUGGAGUGCCUGAUGAGGGCCAACUCGAGGUUCAUGAUGAUGUGUUUUUCGAGUUGGCUAUGGCUGAUAUAGCCAUACCACGCAUGGACGCUUGGCAUUUAAUGUGGGACUUCCAAGUGAUCUCGGACUUGACCAAAUCUGUUCCGGUGACCAGUCCGAUUUGUCUCAAGGCUCAAACUGUGGCGAUGGAGAUCAUGAACACCUUCAAACCCGACAACUUGGAGACCAUUUCUGCUUGCCGAAAGAUCGCUGAAAAGAUCUUGGGAGCCGAGUGGACUCAAAAGCCCAUCUAUGAUCCCAAGUCUGAUUGGGACCUCGAAGGCGACUCGGAAGGCGUCCCAGUGUUUGCUAUCGGGCAUUGUCACAUUGAUACCGCCUGGGAAUGGCCUUUUUCCGUCACCCAACAAAAAGUAGCGCGUUCAUGGGCAACUCAGGUGGACUUGAUACAGCGCUAUCCGGAAUACCGUUUCGUAGCCUCGACAGCACAGCAGUACAAGUGGCUCGAGGAGCUCUAUCCGCAAUUGUUUUCUAAGGUUCGACGAGAGGUGGAGAAUGGGAAGUUCUUUGUCACUGGUGGCUCGUGGGUCGAAAAUGAUACGAACAUGCCUUCGGGUGAAGCGCUCUGCAGACAAUUUUUAUACGGCCAAAGGUAUUUUAAGUCUAGGUUUGGGAAAUACACGGAUAUCUUUUGGCUGCCAGAUUCGUUUGGUUAUGCCUCGCAAAUCCCUCAGAUUUGUCGCCAAUCAGGAAUCCCAUAUUUCUUUACUCAAAAAAUGUCCUGGUCCGAGUUCAACAAGUUUCCGCACUCCACUUUCAAUUGGAUCGGGAUCGAUGGCACUCAAGUGCUUGUUCACAUGACCCCGGUCGAUACCUACAAUGCUCAGGCUAACGUUGAUGAGGUCUUGAAGGCGAUCACUAAUCACAAAGAUCUAGAAUGGUCCGACAAAACUUUACUGGUUUAUGGAAAUGGCGAUGGUGGAGGUGGACCUCUUGCUCCGAUGAUCGAGAAGCUGCGUCGAAUUCGCUCAGCCUCUAACAACUCUUCAAACUCAGGAGUGCCGAAAGUUACAACGGGACCAUCGGUAUCUGACUUCUACAAGAUGCUGUUGAAUAAAACUCGAAAUGGAAAGGAUUUGCCCACUUGGAGAGGCGAGUUGUAUCUUGAGUACCAUCGAGGAACGUACACUUCGCAUGGGUCAAUCAAAAGGCAUAACCGCAAAUCAGAAAUAUUGAUGCGAGAGAUUGAGUACUUUGCUACUCUGGCAUCUUUGUUUCGCGAGGAUACCGGUUAUGAAUAUCCCAAGGAUGAACUGGACCAUUUGUGGGAAAUAGUACUCCUUUGUCAAUUCCACGAUGUUCUUCCUGGGAGUGCGAUAGCCAAGGUAUAUGAAGAUGCAGAAAAGCUCUACGCCGAAGUUGCCCAAAAGGGAACAGCGCUGUUAGAAGCUGCACGACAAUCGGCACUCUAUGGAAGUCAAGCGGUCGAUGUGGUCACAGCCUCCUCAAACAGAGGCGGGAAUGUCGUCGGUUUGAAUACGCUUUCGUUCCCGCGUCAAGAGAUUCUUCGGGUCCCGCUCGAGAUAUAUGAUGGUCGAUCUGCAUUCUCUGCCAGCAAGACAGACGAAGACUCUGUCUUCGUGAUUGCUAAGGACGCCACUGGCAACGGGUUGAUCGAGCUCGAAAGCUUGUCCCACUUGCAAGAACAUAUUCAACUCGCUACCGCUUCUGUUGGCAGAGAUGUGAAGACGGGCGAAGUGUGCUACUUCUUGGCUAAUAAAGCUUUGACUGUUCAAAUCUCAUCUCAGGGGAGAAUUGUUAGCAUCGUCGAUACCGAAUUAGGACGAGAAUUAAUUCUCUCUGGGCAGUCGUCCGGUUUUGUGAUGUACCAAGACCAACCGCUCACUUACGAUGCCUGGAAUGCCGACAUCUUCCAUCUCGAUACGAAGGAGAUUAUCGAUGCGAUCAACGUCAAAGUGGUGGAACCUAAAGGCUUGCGAGCCAGUAUUGUAGUGGAAUGUGCAACUAUUUCUCUUGAUGCUGUACCGGGUUCUCUCAAGAAAGACGCCUUGUCCCUAGUCCGAUUCGAGACAACCAUCGAUUGGCACGAGCAACACAAGUUCUUGAAAUUCGAGGUGCCCUUAGACAUCAAUUCGGAUCAGGCCACCUACGAAAUCCAAUAUGGCGUCUUGCAGAGACCGACGCAUAAGAACACUACUUGGGAUGCGGCCAAGUUUGAAGUGUGUGGUCACCGCUUCGCCGAUCUCUCCGAGUUUGGAUAUGGAGUGGCGCUUUUGAAUGAUUGCAAAUACGGUUAUGCAUGCGAAGGGUCAUAUCUAAGGCUUUCUUUGUUAAGAGCAUCGACGAGUCCGGAUCCAAGACAAGACCAAGGGAUGCACAAGAUGCGAUUUGGGAUCCUACCUCAUCGCGGCCAUUUCUUAGAGAGCGAUGUGCCUCAAGUCGCAAUGGCCUUCAACAAUCCCAUCCAUCUCAGAUAUGCUCCUCGGAACAUCUCGUCCAGGAACCUCUUGGCUCCGGUGACUGAAAUCUUCAAGCUGGAUGGAUUGGGCGCCCGUAACGUGAUUCUGGAUACUGUCAAGAGGGGCGAAGAUGAUACGUUCGGCUUCCAUUCUCGCAAACCCGUCAGAACUGUCAUCGUCCGAUUGUAUGAAGCGUUCGGAGGUCGCGCAAACGUUCAUUUAGUCACUUUGGUCAAGGCCCAAGAAGUGUUUAUCGUCGAUGUGCUUGAACGAGAGCUCGAAAAAGUCGAGCUCAAGAAUCAUCAACAAUCGAUUACAGAUGAUCAGGAACCUUACAAACAAGUGGUUGAAUUAAACUUCAAGCCAUUUCAAUUCAUCUCUCUCAAGUUCAUUCUUUCUUGAAUCCUCUUACUCUAAAAUCUUCUCACUUUCUUUCUGUCAAGUCCACUUGAAAUCUACAAAUCACUUUCUCAACUGAACCCC